GCUGAUAUGCUUGUGCCGGGCUCUGAUUCUGCAGCAGUUUUUCAUUUUAGUGUGUGCAGACAUAUCGUAUAGCAAUAUCCAAGCCACUUUUGCUAGGUUAUUUCGCUUUUAAAUCAUUGUGAUCAUUUUAGACCCUAAAACUACCCACCAAUACUCACAACGCAUCCUCCAACUGGGUGGCCCAGGCUCGAUUUUUAUGUCUGGUUUGUUCGUCAUUAAAUAAAAUCGCAAACUUUUACUUUACUGACUGUAAUUUUAGGUUGACCACGACUGCACUCCGCGUUCAAAGGGACAUUUCGAAUCAGAACGGGAUUGUAAAAAUGGAUUGAAAACUAAUGACGUGGACCUCAAAAUUGUGCACUAAACGCCUUGUUCCAGUUUUCUCAGAGGAAAAAGUGCUACUCGUACAUUAAAGGACAGGGAGAUAAUGCGGGUUUGCUGGCUUGUGAGGAAAGAUGGAUGCCACGCACCUAUCAGAUUGCCACAUCUGCAAACGGUGAUCCUAGGUCGGGGCCCAGAAACGACGAUAGUAGACAAGAAAUGCUCGAGAGAACAAGUUCAUCUCAGGGCAGAUUACAACAAAGGAUACAUCACUGUGAAGCAGCUUGGUGUAAAUCCCACUAGCGUGGACUUGGUGGAGGUGGGCAGAGGAAAUGAGGUCAGUUUUCGGCCUGGGCAGCUACUGCACGUUGUCAAUCAGCUGUACGCCUACACAGUGCAGUUCAGUAAGGAGACCUCAGACAGCACACCCUCUCCUGGCCCGGAGGAGACGUCAGGCUCGAAGAGGCCACACCAGCCUAGAGUAGAAAACAGAACCUCAGAUGGCAGAGCCCCCAGCAGGAAGAUUCCCAGGACAGGCGAGCCAGAGGAGAACUCUGAUCCCAGCAGCUAUGAGAGGCUGCAUGUCUCGCCUGCUCCUAAAAACCCAGCUGACGCCCCAGAAAAGAAGCAGAUUCAGGGACAUUGGAGUCAAGGACUAAAAGCUUCCAUGCAAGACCCAAAAAUGCAGGUGUACAAAGAUGAGAAAGUGGUUGUCAUAAAGGAUAAAUACCCUAAGGCCAGGUAUCACUGGCUGGUGCUGCCCUGGGAGUCCAUUUCUAGCCUGAAAGCCCUGAGGAGGGAGCACGCAGGUCUGCUGAGGCAUAUGCACAGCGUGGCAGAGAAGAUGGUGCGGGACUGUCCCGACUCUGGCAGCCUGCAGUUUCGUCUGGGGUACCAUGCUAUUCCCAGUAUGAGCCACGUUCACCUUCAUGUAAUUAGCCAAGACUUUGACUCCCCUUGCUUGAAAAACAAAAAACACUGGAAUUCCUUUACAACUGACUAUUUUCUUGAAUCCCAAGCCGUCAUGGAAAUGCUGGAGCAGAAUGGGACAGUAACAGUACAGGAUGGGAUCAGUGAGUUACUGAAACUGCCACUCCGGUGUCACGUCUGCCAGAAAGACAUGCCUACAAUCCCUCAGAUGAAACUACACUUGAAAUCUCACCUGCCCCGCUGAGCAGGGAAGGGAUGGAGAAAGUACUGACAUAGAUGCGGGCAGUCACAGCAGCUGUGAGCCGGUGACUGCGGUGGAGACAAAGGAGACAGGGACUGUCCUUCUUCUAGGGUGUAAGCUGAGGCCUUAAUCCCAUGACUUGGAAGAGAUCUUAGCACGUCUUACAGAUGAUGUUGGAAACUGUAUGUUCUUCUGUCAAAUGGAAAUUUACAAUAGUUCUGUAUUACACAAACACAAAAGGCACUGGUUAUGUGCGUGUUAACUGACUUUCAGGAAAGGAGGACUGCUUUUGAUCACUUAAAGUUUCUGUUUGUGGUAGGUUCCCAUUGUCUUCAGUUUUUUUUGUUUUUCUACCACUAGAUGUUAAGAGGGAGCAGUCAAUUUAUUCUGCUUUGGAAAACAAAUAUUGGUUAUAAAACAUUUGCAGAGUCCAAAAUUG
Messenger RNA from Lepisosteus oculatus (spotted gar), 1931 nucleotides. It is a transcript of the gene aptx, whose product is annotated as aprataxin. Lineage: Eukaryota; Metazoa; Chordata; Actinopteri; Semionotiformes; Lepisosteidae. Gene Ontology annotation, cellular component: nucleus. The record is from RefSeq and is a predicted model, not a curated record. Gene Ontology annotation, biological process: single strand break repair. Gene Ontology annotation, molecular function: single-strand break-containing DNA binding; mismatched DNA binding; protein binding.